AUGAAGUGGCUUUUGCUUCUAGGGCUGGUGGCUCUCUCCCAGUGCCUUGUGACCAAAGUCCCCCUGAAGAAAACCAAAUCCAUAAGACAAAGCCUUAAAGAACAUGGACUGCUGGAAAAAUACCUGCAGACACAUCAUCUUAACUUGGGUACAAAGUACUUCCCCAGCCUUGCCAAUGAAAAUGCUGCUGAGCCCUUGGAAAACUACAUGGAUAUCGAGUACAUUGGCACCAUCUCCAUUGGUACUCCAGCCCAGCAGUUUGUAGUCCUUUUUGAUACCGGCUCCUCUAACUUGUGGGUCCCUUCUGUGUACUGUUCAAGCUCAGCCUGCUCAAACCACAACCGCUUCAACCCCCAGGACUCUUCCACCUAUCAAGCCACCAGCCAGAGCGUCUCUGUCACAUAUGGCACUGGGAGCAUGACUGGAUUCCUGGCCUAUGAUACUGUCCAGGUUGGAAGCAUUGUGGUCACAAACCAGAUCUUUGGUCUGAGUGAGACUGAGCCUGGCAGCUUCCUUUAUUACUCUCCCUUCGAUGGCAUCCUGGGUCUGGCUUACCCCAGCAUUGCCUCCUCUGGUGCCACCCCUGUCUUUGACAACAUGAUGAGUGAAGGUUUGGUGUCCCAGGAUCUCUUCUCCGUCUACCUGAGCUCUGAUGACCAGAGUGGCAGCUUUGUCAUGUUUGGUGGUGUAGAUACCUCCUACUAUUCUGGAAGCCUCAACUGGGUGCCUCUUUCUUCAGAGUCCUAUUGGCAGAUCACUCUGGACAGCAUCACCAUGAAUGGCCAAUCCAUUGCUUGCUCUGGUGGCUGCCAAGCUAUUGUUGACACCGGUACCUCUCUGUUGGCUGGUCCCCCUAAUGGCAUUGCUAACAUUCAGUACUACAUUGGUGCCAGUCAGUCCUCCAACGGUGAGUAUAUGAUCAGCUGCAACUCCAUGAGCAGCCUGCCUGACCUUAUCUUCACCAUCAAUGGCAUUGAAUUCCCUCUGCCUGCCAGUGCCUACAUUCGUCAGGGCCAAAAUGGCUAUUGCACAUCUGGCUUUGAAGGCAUUGAUAUCCCUACUCAAUCUGGUGAACUCUGGAUCCUUGGAGAUGUCUUCAUCCGUCAGUACUACUGUGUCUUUGACAGAGCAAACAACCAGGUUGGCUUGGCCCCCGUGGCGUAAAUGUGACACCAUCCAUUGGCAAAACAACUCCCUAACAAAGGGAAGCUUUAAUUUCUUGGAACUAAAU
Anolis sagrei ordinatus is the source of this 1231-nucleotide messenger RNA. RefSeq names its product pepsin A-like. NCBI's taxonomy places the organism in Eukaryota, Metazoa, Chordata, Lepidosauria, Squamata, Anolidae. Gene Ontology annotation, biological process: proteolysis. The record is from RefSeq and is a predicted model, not a curated record. Gene Ontology annotation, molecular function: aspartic-type endopeptidase activity.